Molecule: messenger RNA, 2571 nt
Organism: Populus nigra (black poplar)
Lineage: Eukaryota; Viridiplantae; Streptophyta; Magnoliopsida; Malpighiales; Salicaceae
Product: disease resistance RPP13-like protein 4
Exons: 2
Coding region: 198-2348 (716 amino acids)
Biological process (GO): defense response to other organism
Molecular function (GO): protein binding
Source: RefSeq, a predicted model, not a curated record
UACAAGUCCAAUGAUGAAUUUAAAAAGAAAAAGAAAAAAAAAGACUAGAGCGUUGACCCUGCAUCAGUUACAAGACUAGCUGUAAGAAUUAGAACCAAGAUUCGUGGGCAUCUACCAAGAGCAGCUCUCAGUUCGAAGUACCAACUGCUGUGUUUGUUCCUGUUAAUUAAGGAUAAUUCAAUCAAAAGUACCUAAGGAUGUCGAUCAAAAGAGAUCCAGAGAAAGUUGUGUCAACAUUACAGAAUCGUCUGUAUCAAGCAAUUGAUCUGACAGCAGGGGGGAUUGACGAGAGAAUGAAAGAAAAUGAACUGGUGCUAAAAUUUCGAAGCGCUGAGGCCAAGCUUGAGGAAUUGAAAAAUCUUCUCUCUGGCCACAAGCGCUGGGAAGACACAGUUGUUAAAAAGUUCAACGUGCUGCGACUCCAGAUUUACAAAACUCUCUCACUUGCCAAGAACCAAGCUGAUGGCGCCAGACAAAAUGCCAAUUCCAUCAAAGAUCAUCUACAUUGGGUUGACAGGAAACUUGACAAGCUAAAUCUUCGGUUGCAACCGCUGUUACCGCUGUUCCCUGCAAAAUCAGAUUCAGAAUCACGUGAGAAGAUAAAUCCAUAUAAGGUAGCUCAGGAAAGAAAGGUGUUGAAAGAGUGGAAGGAGCAAGAAGUGGAAAGGAUGAUCUUGGAAAGCUCAGCCAUGCUCGAUCUUCAGGCAAGUUACCACAAUCUGGAGAGGCUAGAUUUGAAACUCUGCUUUCUCUUUUUAUCUGUUUUUCCAGAGGAAGCUGUGAUAAAAAAGAGGCCAUUGAUCUAUUGGUGGAUUGGCGAGGGUUUGAUCACUGCCAACGAAAAAAAGACAGCUGAGGAGGAAGGAGAAAGUGUAUUUCAGGAGCUAAUAGAGCUAGACCUCAUAGUACCGUACCAUGAAAGACCAGAUAAACCAAGCCCAGUUGUCAACGCAUGCAUAAUCCAUCCUUGGAUUCGUCACAUGGCAAUCAGUUUAGCCCUGAAGGCCGGCCUCUUCGGCUUCGAUUCCUCCGGAACACCAUCUUAUGGUAACGACCGAUCUCGACGUGCGUGCUUGGUUUUGAGUAGCGACACUAGUGGCGGUACUCCAAAUGAAGAGAAUUUGCUAACUGUGUUCAAUGUGAGCAAGCGAUAUCUUAAUUUCAGUCUUGACUGGCUACUGAAGUUGAGGAAGGUUGCAGUGCUUCAGCUUGGGCGGUGGCAUUACUUACCUGUGCCUCAAAUUAAAGUUGAAAACGAGGAGCUUGGGCUGUGGCAUCACUCACCUGUGCAUCACAUUGAAGUUGAAAAUGAGGUGUUUUUGAAAGGUCUGUGGGCUCAGAAGCACUUGAAAUAUCUUUGCCUCCGAGGAAUAUCUCUGAUAACCACACUUCCUUCAUCAAUUGGCGAGCUUUUUAGCCUUGAAAUUCUUGAUCUCAAAGCGUGCCACAAUCUAGAAGAAUUGCCUUCUGAGAUCGGAUCAUUGACAAGCCUCACCCAUCUUGAUGUAUCUGACUGUCCCUUCCUAGAAAGCAUGCCAAAGGAGCUUCAGAAGCUCACUCGUCUUCAAGUGCUCAAGGGUUUUGUGAUUGGGAACUCGAAAAGAACUCCGUGCAAGAUAGCUGAUCUUGCUGAUAUGAAGGAACUAAAGCGGCUUAGCAUAUAUAUAGGGAAUGAGGCAGUAGUCAAAGAGGGGGAGUUAGCGAAGUUGAAGGCCAUUGAAAAACUUCGCUGCCUGACAAUGUGGUGGGGAGUAAAAGUAUCCCUGGAGACAUCCACGGUCAAAGCUGAAGAAAAAUCUCCGAAAUUAAUUGCCUUGACAGACUUGUCAUUUCCCCCAGGGUUAGAGAAGUUGGAUCUGAGAGGCAUUCCUCAGCCAAAUCCACUAAAAGAACUGAAACCUGGUUCACUGAAGCAGUUAAAAAAGCUCUACAUAAGAGGGGGGAAACUUCAGAAGUUGAAUCACGGAGAAAAGGAUGAUCACGUGUGGGAAGUAAAUAUAUUGCGUCUCAGGUAUCUCAAGGAUUUCAAGAUAGACAGGAAAAGUUUGAAGCAAGCAUUCCCUAAGCUAGAUUUCUUGGAUGUCAUAUGUGAUCAGAGUGGGGAUCAGAAAACGAAGUAUGAAGAAGAUUUUGUGCUAAGGAACAGAAAUGAAAUUGGAGAGUACUUCAAGGAGAAAGGGAAUUCGGAAGAGGAACAGAAGAAUGCCAUGCCAGCAGAAAAUGAAAUUUGCGAGGAGGGAAAAUCUGCGGAAAGUGUAUUGAUUAAUAAAGGCAAGGGGAAGGAAAUAAUGUCAGGAAGUGCGAUUGAAGAAGCCAGUUCCAGCCGUGAUCAUCAUCAUUCGCAGUAGUGUUGCUGCUAACCAUUUAGCCAGCGCUAGCUACUACAGUUUGAGCAGUAAGCAUUUGGUCUCAUUGUAUAGAUCUGUUCUUACUGCUCAAACUGUUUGAAUUCCCUCCCUUGCAAUGGAAUUAUAUUUUAGAAACGUUCUUAUUUCUAUGGAGACUAUUGACUUCUGUACGUUGCUUUUGAUAAUGGGAUGAUGCCAUGCAUCUCAAGUCUUGUUUAUCUUA